AUGAAUCCCUCUGAUGACCCUGAAUUCCAAAGUGAUGGCAGCGAGGAGAGCGACGAUGCUGCUGUCCCCAAAACCAGGACAGUCAGGUCCAGUCGUGCGUGUAUAACUUGCCGACGGAUGAAAACGAGGUGCGAAAUCGACGAAGCACUAGGCAACGCGUGCAAAUUGUGUAUUCGAGCCCGUCGGCAAUGCAUUAUGCAGGAUAUCCCACGACGAAGGAAAAGAAAGACUACCGAACGGGUUGCAGAUCUCGAGCAGAAGAUCAAUGCGCUGACGGCUCUAUUGGCCGCAAAUACGACAAAUAGCCCUGGAGAUCACAAGAAGAUCACCGAUACCCGUGGCGAUUCGACUGGGAGUUUGGCAUCCAAGGAACAAACAUCAGCCAAACCCGAUAAUACCCUCAUCCCUGAAGCCUUGUCUCGCGGCUUCGUAGACUGGGAAACUGCCUGCAAGGCUUUCGGCCGAUAUCAGAACGAAAUGUCUCGCUACUUUCCCUUUGUGGUCUUUGCGCCUGAUUCAGAUGCUGUCACCGUCAAGCAGCAACAACCGCUCUUGUUUUUCGCUGUCGUUACAGUUGGACUGGCUUCAAUGCAAACAACGGCGGAUGUCGAACUAUGCGAUAUGCUCGUCAAAGAUCUGGCCUUACGUGUCGUAUACAGUGGUGAACGAUCUCUUGAACUAGUGCAGGCUUUACUCCUUCACACCUUUUUCUACGGCAGGCCCAAAAACAUGCGAGAUCUCAAUUUCAAUCAGAUGGUGCAUAUCGCUAGUACAAUGGCGCUUGACAUCGGCUUGGGCAGACGACCUCAUAAAUCAACUUUAACUCAAAGAACUGACCCUCAUCAAUUGGAAUCACUCGCAGGCAGACGAGCAUGGUUAGGAUGCUAUUAUAUGGGAACGAGUGUUUCAAUGUCUCUCCGCCACCCUGCCUUCGUACGUUGGUCUGUGUACACUGAGGAAUGUUUGGAUGUUCUCUCCGCUGAGAAGCCUGUGUUACCGAGCGAUACGUGGCUAUGCGACUUGAUACGCAUCCAACGUAUUGCCGAAGACGCCUCAAUCACAUUCUCCAUGGAUGACCCUGGUGCAGUUGUUACACUCCGCGACGUCAAGACUCAAUAUCAGAUCAGAGGUUUUCGUCAGCAAUUGGACCAUUGGCGCCGGCAUGCCAGAACAGAUUUGAGCCUGCCCUACGUUCGCCAUGUUGUGGCAUGCACCGACCUCUUUAUCCACGAAAUAGCCCUGCAUCCGGAACACGAUAUCGACGACCUCCGCUCACCACUCCGUGCUGCUACAGAGCCCCCUAUUGCAGCAGUCGAGAGUAUGACAUCAAAAUUCAAAGACUUAUAUUUCAUUCCCGCAAGGGUUGAGGCACUGUUUACUUGCCUCGCUGCGAUUCACGAAUGCUUCGACGCUUUUCUCUCCAUGAGCUUGGUUUCCAUCUGUAGCUUGCCGAACAUUUUCUUGGUACGCACCGGCUAUGCAGCCCGAGCGCUCCGCAAAUUACUCAAUAUAUGCGACAGCCAAGCAGAGUUUGAAGGCAGAUCCCACAUCGACGUCCGAGAUUUGAAAUUCGAAGAGUACCUGACUGCAAUCAUCGAUGUACUUAGGAGAGUCCAUGCUCUAAGUAACUCUGUCGUGGCGAGAGCUUUCUGCUUGGUUAUCUCGCAGAUCAAGACACAUGGACUCAAUUCGUCCAGGUUACUUUCUACGAUAAAACAAACAGACAACACUGCAACUAGUCAAUCAGGAGUCAGUCCGACACUUGUCUCCUCCUUACCCUCAGAUAAACGUUUCGAUCACCCCUGCGUCCACGCCGACAAGAACCAUCAGGCAGACCGAACAGAAUCUCAGGCGUAUGAUUUCGGUAAUCUGACUAGCAUACCUCCAACUCAACCGUCCCAGAACCAGGUCCCUGUGGAUACACAGAUCCAAGCAGAAAGUGCACAGUGGUUGGAAAAUGAUACGGACGACGCCUUCAUGAGUGGUAUCGAUGUUUUGCAGUGGUUUGAACAGAACUUGGCCUUUGAUGAUCCCGCGGCGUAUGCGUAUGACAGUCAACUCGCAGAUCAGUAUUUCCAGCAAUGA
Messenger RNA from Fonsecaea erecta, 2085 nucleotides. RefSeq lists its product as hypothetical. Gene Ontology annotation, molecular function: zinc ion binding; transcription cis-regulatory region binding; DNA-binding transcription factor activity, RNA polymerase II-specific. The transcript has 3 exons. Lineage: Eukaryota; Fungi; Ascomycota; Eurotiomycetes; Chaetothyriales; Herpotrichiellaceae. Gene Ontology annotation, cellular component: nucleus. Bases 1 to 2085 code for a protein of 694 amino acids. Gene Ontology annotation, biological process: regulation of DNA-templated transcription; DNA-templated transcription. The record is from RefSeq and is a predicted model, not a curated record.